CAGCCACAAACAACGGUGGCACUCCUUUACUGAGGAAAGUGAGAGCGAGCACGAGAGAGCUGUGGCCUGAAUCCUGAUGGCUUCCUUAGGAGACCAUUCAUGUCUCUGAAAGUUCCUUUGUGUCUACAAGACUUGUCCAAUGUAGAGUGUAUUCUGAAUACCACCUUCCUGGCCCACAUCUGGAGCCCUUCAUGGCCUAGUGCUUCUCGAGUGCCUUUUGCAAUGGGAGCUGCACACAAGCCAGAGCCAGGGACAGGAAGCAAGCUUGCACAGUGGGCAGACAUGAAGCCAUAGUGUGGUUCAGAGGCUGAAGCGAUCUUGCCACCCAUCACUCCUCACUCCUGGUUUGAUUCUGCCUCAAGGUCUCCUUCUGGUGCCUCAGGGAGAACAGGGGUUCCACAGGAGCUGAGAGUGAUGCCUGGGUGGACAUCAGGCUGGUUCCUGCUUUCUGAUGUGACUGGGAGACUGUUGUGUGUGCCUCUACUGAGAUGAAUUUGCUUUGUUCUUCCACAGAACCGAGCUUGCAGAGUCCCGGACCUGCUGCCGAACCACAGUCAGAACCGAGCUUGCAGAGUCCCGGACCUGCUGCCGAACCACAGUCAGAACCGAGCUUGCAGAGUCCCGGACCUGCUGCCGAACCACAGUCAGAACCGAGCUUGCAGAGUCCCGGACCUGCUGCCGAACCACAGUCAGAACCGAGCUUGCAGAGUCCCGGACCUGCUGCCGAACCACAGUCAGAACCGAGCUUGCAGAGUCCCGGACCUGCUGCCGAACCACAGUCAGAACCGAGCUUGCAGAGUCCCGGACCUGCUGCCGAACCACAGUCAG
Molecule: messenger RNA, 828 nt
Organism: Ochotona curzoniae (black-lipped pika)
Lineage: Eukaryota; Metazoa; Chordata; Mammalia; Lagomorpha; Ochotonidae
Product: early nodulin-20-like
Exons: 7
Source: RefSeq, a predicted model, not a curated record